Molecule: messenger RNA, 1153 nt
Organism: Helianthus annuus (common sunflower)
Lineage: Eukaryota; Viridiplantae; Streptophyta; Magnoliopsida; Asterales; Asteraceae
Product: transcription factor MYB1
Exons: 3
Coding region: 55-825 (256 amino acids)
Source: RefSeq, a predicted model, not a curated record
AACGUGCUUCAUAUUACUGUAUAGAAAAGAUUCAGUAAGUACAUAUUCAACAUCAUGGAGAACAAAAGAAUGAGACGGAGUUAUGACACGACUUCAGUGGUUAGGAAAGGUGCAUGGACUGCCGAAGAAGAUAUGCUUCUCAAGAAUUGUAUCGACAAAUUUGGCGAAGGAAAAUGGCACCUUGUACCUCUCAGAGCAGGCUUAAACCGAUGCAGAAAAAGUUGUAGGCUACGAUGGUUAAAUUAUCUAAGACCAAAUAUAAAAAGAGGAGAUUUCGCUGAAGAUGAAGUUGACCUCAUGCUUAGGCUUCACAAGCUACUAGGGAAUAGAUGGUCAUUGAUUGCCGGAAGAAUACCAGGAAGAACUGCAAAUGACGUGAAAAACUACUGGAACACGCAUCUUAAAUCUCGCUGCAAACAACAAAAAGAGCAACUUAAAGAGGGUGAACAAUCACCACCUACCAUGGUCACGAUUAUUAAGCCUCAACCAUGUACCAUUUCCAAAGCUUUAAAUUUGCGCCCACACAUUACAUCACAUGACCCCCAUAACUUGAUAACAUCAUCAAAUAUUGACAGUGUCGACAAUGUCUUUAAUAUCUCCAAAGACAUAGUCUCGUCACCCAAGUUAUCUAUUGACAAUAUUGACGAGUAUCUGGACGCGUUACUGGAGGACCGAGUGAAGGAAAUCGGUCAUGAAGUUGGGUGGUCUUUUGGUGGCCGUUCAGCGGAGGGGGGUGGUUUAGAUGUUCUCGAGCAAGUAGAUGACCAAAACAGCUUAUUUGAUUUUCCCAUAGACGAUGUGGUCAUGUUGGAUCUUCUUGAUUGAAAAUAAUUAUGAUUCUUACCUCUAGUCUUUUUAGUGGAAUAAAUAUAUAAAUAAAGGUUGCUAUCUAGGGCUGCAAACGAACCAAACGUUCGGCGAACAGUUCGUGAACCGUUCGGCGGGAAAUUUGUUUGUGUUCGUUCGUGUAUUAAACAAACGAACAUGGACAAAAAAUUUCAUUCGUUUAGUUAAAUGAACAAACAUGAACAGAGGUCUUGUUCGUUCGUUUAUGUUCGUGAACGUUCGGUAACGUGUUCGAUAGUUCAUUAGUGUUUUUAGUUUUUAUAUGUAUUUAAAUACUUCAAAAUUACGAUAGUUAAAUAUCUAAUAA